Messenger RNA from Striga asiatica, 1270 nucleotides. Lineage: Eukaryota; Viridiplantae; Streptophyta; Magnoliopsida; Lamiales; Orobanchaceae. The record is from the annotation of a GenBank genome assembly.
UACUACAGUGGGCCGGCUGUGCAUGGCACAGCCGGAGGCUGCUAGUAAUAAUAAAUAAAAACUCAGCUCUAAGUUUCUCUUGCAAUAAAAGAAUAUUUUUUUCAACAUAAAUGCAUGAUUUUUACAAAUUCAUCAAAAUCUAUCUUCCCAUCACCAUUUUGGUCAAAUGCCCCAAUCAUCCUACUGCAACUCUCCAUCUCUAAUCCUUCCUCUAAUCCCAGAGCACACAGAACCUUUUGCAACUCAGUUGCAUUGAUAAAACCAUCUUUAUUACUAUCAAACACAUCAAAAGCUUGCUUAACCUCAUCCAUGUUGGGAUCUUUUUCUUCGAACAGGGUAGAAAGGUCAUUUGCACCCAAGACUGCUGGAAAUCUUCCUUCAUCAGAAUCGAACGACAAUUCUAAGCUGCUUAAAAUGACAUCGAUAUCUCCUUUGCUCAAAAUUUUUUCAGCUCUAUUUGCCUCCCUGACGGAUAGUGUGAAAUCCGUGCUGUUGAUCUUAGAAUCAUCAGCUGUCAUCAGUUGAGAUUGGGCGGAGGACUGAAAUCCUAGGAAGUUGUAAAUUUUUUUCGUGUCGAUUACGAAGUUUAGCAAGAUGAACUCUACUAGUCCUAAUAUCAGAAUGGCCAUCUGAAUGUUGUUCAGAGAGAAGUUUUCGAUUGGAAAUUGGUAAGCGUAGUUGGGCGACAUGGUUGCUUACGACAAGAAAAGUUGGGAAAAAUAAGGGGAGAAAAAUGAGAAGGAAGUUCUUGCUUGCAUGCAAAGGAAAGAUGAGAGGAAAUUUCCUGGGUGGUGCAGAUAUGAGAGUUUUGGAAAUUUCCUGUAUGGUGGAGAAGGCUGGAUCUGAUUCCCUCUUUUUUCACGUUAGUAUAAAAUACGAAGGUCAGGUGGCUCGGGUCGCGUCUGGCGCUGGUCAGGACGCACAGGUGCUGGUGCAGACGCGGACAGGCACUGAUGGCUCGGGCGCGUGCCGGAGCAGCACUCCUAUGCCUUGGCGGACUGGGCUCGUGCACGUCUGGGAACACGCGGUCGUGCAACACUGGUCUCCUGGUCGCGCAAGGAUUGCCGGGCGCAUGCAAUCUCUCGCGCUGGGUGCGAGACACGAAGAUCGUGGGUCGGUGAUGGUGCACGGGACGGGGACGACGUGCACGGCGGGUCGUCGCUGGGAGCAUGCGCGGCGACUGUCGAUGCGCGGCUGCUGGCACUGGCUCGCGACCGCGCUCGUAGGUUGCUGGUGGCUUCCGGCGACUUCGUUCGGCGGCGGUGACUGA